AUGCUGCAGACACAACAGCUCAUGAUGAAUCACUGCAAAGGCGGCAGCACGCAUCCAUCAGUUACGCUUCUGCUCCUCCUGUUGCUGCUCGUCCCCUGCGCUCCCGUGUCGGCUGAGAGUGACAACCUAUGCAAUUUCUUUGAUGUUCAGUGCGUUCUUCUGCAGACGUCUGAGAAGUCGAGUAUCGCGCUGAACGCCGCGGAUGCUACUGCUCAAAAGGCCUUGAUUGCUUGCACGCGCGAGAGCCUGACGGACCCUUCAACAUGGACACCUACGGACGGCUCGGGUAGUACGCUGAAUGUGUACAUGUCUACGCUCUCUGACGUGCAUCUGAGCAGUAUAGUGGCAGCGUCAUCAUCCACCAGCUGCACACUAGUCACCUCCAUAUCUGAAGGCGUACUCGACACGAGAAGUAUGUCCAACCAUGUGUACUUCACAAACGCCGAUCCUGCAACGGAGAUGUUGGGGUUGCUGUCGUAUGUAAUGACGAGUGGAGUCCCUCCGAAAAUGGGCUUCGUAUACGCGAGCACGGCUACAGGCGGAACCAGUGCGGGUGCUGCGGUGUACGAAGAGUUUCUGAGACGCAGCAACGAGCUUGCCUACACCGGCACUGUCACAACCUAUGACGCGGCCCAGACCUACGAUGCAGCGAAGUUUGCGGCGUUUGUGGACCACUUUUUGGAAGGUACCUCUGUCGUGUUCUUCUUCCCCCCUGCUAGCAGUGAUACCGACCGCAUGUUUGCGAGGCUUAUUUCGCAGUCAAAUGUAAGUAACCUCCUGAUGCCUUCGUGGCUAAUCGCUACCGCCGCUUCCCAGUACCUCGCUGCAACGUCUCCAUCCGUACCUGCCAGCAACGUAAUUGUGUCCUCCACAAACCCGCACCCCCAAGACACCAACUUUGCAGUCUCAAUGGCUCAGUUCACAAAGGACUACGGUAGCGUCGACCCAACACUCGCUUCCAGCAGUGCGGAUGGCGUAGACGCCGUCGCAGGCUGGAUCACUGCCCAAGCAACUGUGGCGACGCUACAGCCCUAUACUCUUUGGACCGAGCCGCCAACCCAGCAGAGCUAUUUCAACAGUCUGUUUCAGCAGCGCUUCUACACCAUCGGUGGGGAGAUUGUUCUUGGAGCGUACAGCAGCGCGUGCAACGUGGGCGGCCGUAUGGUGAUUUUGUACUCCUUAACAAAGAUGUAUGAUGGAGCAAAGAACGCCUACUAUGGGCUGACGUCGGUGCCCAAUGCGAUUCUGAGGCUGAAGCCAUGGGAGUGCCACGCGGCGGAUGUCACGUUGCGCGUUGGCAAGAUGGUGCGGGCGGGCUACGUGCAGUAUCAAGCCAUUGGCGAAAACUCCGAUUACAUGACAACACAAAUGGAGAACACCAUUUCAUCUGCCAUGGGCUCAGCCACCUUCACCAGCACCACCAUUGGCCCCUUAGAGAGCCUAUCUAGUGCUGCCUGGCAGGCCGUACUCGACAGCUCAUCAGCCACAGCUGUGUUUGGAGCCGCUUCCGUUGGCGUUGACAAAAGCCCCGUGCAGCAAGUUUUGGUAGACCCUGUAUUUCUGCACCCGACUCUUUACCAGAAUGUGAGCAGCGUCAUCUACCUGACAGCGACCAACGAGCAGCAGUUGGGUGCGGUGGCAACGUGGGUAGCGCAGUCGGCCAUCGCCCCAGAUGUGCACGCCGUGGUGCGGAACUCCGGUGACUCGGCGACUGCGAUGCAGAGCACGCUGCACCGAAUCAUGGCGGACGCUGGCGUCACCAUAAAAUCUACGAGAACGUUAGAUGCUGGUAAGGCGCUGUCCUCUAGCGACUUUCCGACAUCCGGUCUUGUGUUGCUGACUGGAGUCAUACUGAGCGACAUCGGCACACUGGCGGCGUACAUGCAAAGUAACGUAGAUACACGGGUGAUACUCCUGUUCGAUGAAAUGACGCAGUGGUACCGUGAAAUCCAAAUCAAGUUCACGACCCUGCCCACCUCCUCCGGCGAACGUCUGCUUUUUCUGACGAACCUGCCGCCCUGGGUGCAAAAGAGCCGGGACGUAUCUACACUAUCUACAUCAUUUCUCAAUACUGCGAUUGGGCCAAACUACCACUCGCCAGCCUCGAUGCGAGGCUACGUCGCGUUGCGCGCGCUCAGCAUGAUGGGUAGCAAUGCCGCAAACCCAUCGAGUCGUGGGCUCUUGGAUGCACUCUACACGCAACAGGUUUUGCAGGUGGAUGACCUCACAAUGGGCCCUUUCCAGCGCACGGGGUGUAAGUACUCGAUGGAAAGUAAAAACGUGGAGUGCACUGGCGUCGUGAACGGCGGCGCGAGUGGCAUCUACUUGUGGUCCUACUCGGACAUGCUAAUGGAAGCCAAUGGGCCAAUCGCUGGGCCGUAUGUUGUCGACCUCUUCGGUCACGUCGAAACAGCCGAUGUGGGCAACAGCAGCAGCGCCAAAGAGCAGACUAGCCCCACACCGAAGGUAACCAUCAUCACCUCCGUGAUUAUUGGCGCGGUCAUUGUGGCUGUGAUGGCCGCCGCUGGCAUCAUCUUUGCCUUCGGCUUUGGCGACAGCCGCGACAACCGCAACGCGCCAAAGGACGAUAACAAGCCUGUGACGCUCAUAUUCACGGAUAUUGAGAGCAGUACGGCGCUCUGGGCGACAGCGCCGCAGGCCAUGGCGGCCGCGGUGGCGCUGCAUCACAAGCUGGCUCGCCAGCUGAUUAUCAAGCACAAGUGCUACGAAGUCAAGACAAUUGGCGACUCCUUCAUGAUUGCGUGUAAAGAGCCGUUCGCCGCUGUGCAACUCGCGCGCGACCUUCAGCUAGAGCUUCAGCAAGCUGACUGGGGAUCGACGGUCAUUGAUGACGCCUACGCGUCGUUCGGAAAACAGACCGGGGGCACCAGCCCCAGCGAAUGCGGGACGAGCCCGUGGAGCGGUCUACGCGUUCGUGCCGGAAUUCACUGCGGUCUGGUGGAGGUACACCUCGACAAGGUGACCAAAGGCUACGACUACUACGGCAACGUCGUCAACACGGCUGCACGCACGGAGAGCAUCAGCUGCGGUGGACAAGUCAUCUGCACCUCGAGCGUGGUGGAAGCCCUCACUGAGGAGGAGCAAAGCACUGUACAGUUUGUGCCCCUCGGUCCGCACCAGCUACGCGGCGUUACAGCACCGAUCGAGAUGUACGAACUGCGCACGGUGCCAAGCCGCAUCUUCCUUUCAAGCGCGCGUGAUGUCCAGGCAAACCCGCUGGCGUCGUUCGCCGUCGGCACCAAUGCUGGCAUCGCCCCCAACUUAAAAGAGGGCAAUCCGAUGCUGGUGGAAGAGGAGCCCACCAUCGAGACGCCGGCGGGCAUCGAAUCGGUGGCAGAGGUUCUGGACGUAUACUUCAGCCCCUACACGUGUCAGCAGAAAAUCAAGUUGCUCCUGAAGACGUGUAAGUGCUUUUGCCUGUCAGACCCUCCGCGCCAAAUGUUCACGUCCAAGGAUGCAUACCUACACGCCCUGAUGCUUACGGUGGCCACGCGCACGUCGGCCGUGAUCGACUUCCUCCACAAGAAGAAGGAGGGCGAUGGGAUUGGCCCUACGGCUGAAAUCAAGGACAACGCCGCGUCGCUAGAGAUGGCAGGCCACCGAGAUGCCGCGCCGGGAUUGCACCGGCACAGUAGUGUCUUCCUCAGCGAUGUGGAAUCGCCAGUUGCAGGGGAAGUGAAGCGACGGCGCACCAUCAUGAUUGACUGGCCUGAGGAGAAGCAGUCGAGCCAAGAGACCUUGGGCAGCACCGUGGUAUUGGUGCUGGACAACGGCGAGCUGCUAACGUUAUCCAACAAUCCCAGUACAGGUCUCACCGAGAAGCCGCUGAAGGAGGUCUGCGAGGCGACGACAGUGUACCUGAACGGCACCCCAGGAAUCAGCGGCGAUGAAGUGAGCGCUUGUUUUGGGAACGGUAAUGGGCUGCUCUUCCGCAUCAUUGACAAGGCGACGAAGCGGUGGGCUUUCUACAAUGAUACUACUAACUUUUCUAUGCAUAUUUACUUCUCUGUCGGCCGCGCGAGCACGGUGGAGUGGGGCCCGGAUGUUGCUGGAAGAGUCACCCAAGCGGAGAGCACAGGCUGGUAUGAGGGUGACCUGCUCGUGCCACCUCUUGCGACGAAGGUGCUCAUGACGGGCCACGUCAACGGGUACAAAAUGCGAUACAGCGCGAUGGUGUUCAACGGCAGUGAGUAG
Molecule: messenger RNA, 4215 nt
Organism: Leishmania braziliensis MHOM/BR/75/M2904
Lineage: Eukaryota; Euglenozoa; Kinetoplastea; Trypanosomatida; Trypanosomatidae
Product: receptor-type adenylate cyclase a-like protein
Exons: 1
Coding region: 1-4215 (1404 amino acids)
Biological process (GO): cyclic nucleotide biosynthetic process; intracellular signal transduction
Source: RefSeq, a predicted model, not a curated record